Molecule: messenger RNA, 4356 nt
Organism: Pseudophryne corroboree (corroboree frog)
Lineage: Eukaryota; Metazoa; Chordata; Amphibia; Anura; Myobatrachidae
Gene: FAM193B
Product: family with sequence similarity 193 member B
Exons: 10
Coding region: 150-2795 (881 amino acids)
Cellular component (GO): cytoplasm; nucleus
Source: RefSeq, a predicted model, not a curated record
GCAAGGGGCGUGGUAAUUGUCCCCAGCACGCCGCCAUAUUGGCUGUUGUCCUGUCCAAGGUGUACAGGUCUGUGUUUUUGUUUUUGGGGAUUAUUUUUGGCGUUGGAGUGCACUGUGUGGAUAGAGGGGGCUGUGUGGAGGAGCGAGCAAUGACCAGGCGGCGGAACAAGCAGGGGAGCAUACGGAGAGAGCGAGCAGUGGGUCAGCAGAGGCCGGGGAAAGAAUCUCCUGCCUGUGAUGAUGGACCAGAGACAGAUCCAGGAGAGAGGCUGGAAGAGAUGGGCAAAGGUGGACAGGUACUACCUUCAGCAAGUGAGUAUGUACAAACGUGCUGCCUGUUGUGCCAUCGGGAGAGGAAAGAUUGGUUGGGUUUUGCUUCUCAAAAUGGGUUGCUGUCUCCCAUGGAUGAGAUUCCUGCCUCCUUUAUGCCCUCAUUGGCACAGAACCUUCUUGGGGAAAUGCCACUGUGGAUCUGCCAGAGCUGCCGGAAGAGUGUGGAGGAAGAAGAGAGCCAGACAAUGGCAGAACAACCAUUAGCGGUGUCCUUGUCACACACAUCUUGCAAGUCCCAGUCCUGUGGUGGUGGUUCACACUCCUCGUCGUCCUCUUCAUCCUCCUCUUCCUCCUCCACUUCUUCCUCUUCCUCAUCUUCCUCGUCUUCUUCUUGCCAUGGCAACUCUGGGGAUUGGGACCCCAGUUCCUUUCUGUCUGCUCACAAACUGUCCGGGCUCUGGAACUCGCAGCACUCUAACGGGAACCUAGGCAUUGGGUCUGCAGGUGAGAAAGGCAGCGGGUUUCCAGUGUCUCCAGAACAUGGUAGCAACACUUCCAAGCUCUCCAGUUUAAAGGUGUGUCCAUAUAGUUCAUCUGGUACCACCACAGGAACACUUCCUACCUCACUCAACUUCUGUAAAUCUCCCAAACAAUUCAAAAGCAUGUGCCAUAGACCAUCAUCCCCAGGAGAAGCAUAUUCUUUGGCGCAUCAUCACCAUUCAGAUCCGAGUGCUCCUCCGAACAGUCCAACAGGGCUCUCCUCACAGCAGUCUACAUCACCUCACAGUCCUCCACCUCCACAUCUCUCCUCCUCUAACAUUCCAGCCCCUUACUCAACAACCAGCCUUUCAUCUCACACCACACCAUGUAAAGCCACGGUAUGCCAUACCUCUGGCACUCACAGAGGAAGUAAUUCAGCAGCAUCCAGCCAGUCUCUCCUGAAAGUCAACCAACCUCCCCCACCACUCUCUGCCUGUAGUCAUCCUUGCAAUGGGCAUUGUAGUGGAACAAAUGCACUACAGGGAGGAAGCGCUCACGGGACCACUACCAGGGAGUCAACAUGCAGAGGACGCAAAUUUUCAAAUGUUUCAAGCUGCUCAGCCAUACAGUCUUGUGAGGGGGAUGAGGGUCUGGGAGAAGAUGAAGACAGCAGCUCAGAACAUAGCUCAUCGUGCACAUCUUCCUCCACCAACCAGAGAGAUGGCAAGUUCUGUGACUGCUGCUACUGCGAGUUCUUUGGCCACAACACGCCACCUCCAGCUCCUACAAGUCGGAAUUAUCCAGAGAUGCGUGAAAAACUUAGAUCGCGUUUGACCAAGAGGAAAGAGGAGAUCCCACAGAAAAGACAUCUUCCUGGGGAACAAGCUGUGGACCACCGUGAUGUAGAUGAACUCCUAGACUUUAUCAAUAGUUCAGAGUCCAAGACCACCAGCACCAACAAAGCUGCCAAAAGAGCACGAUACAAGCUGAAGAAGAAGAAGGCCCUUCUGGAGGCUGGUGCUCAGAAACCGUCUGACGUAUAUGAUUCAUCUGUUGAAGACACAAGGGCUCCAUCUUCUGGGGAAAAGUUGUUCCAGUGGCCUCAGAUUGAACUGGAGCGGGUGAACAGUUUUCUUACCAGCCGGCUUGAAGAGAUAAAGAAUACCAUCAAAGACUCCAUUAGGGCCAGCUUUAGUGUCUAUGAUCUAAACCUUGAUGUCAAUGACUUUCCCAAAAAAGCAGCUGUGCUGGAGCAGAAAAAUCUGCUAUCCCACCUUAAUGGUUCUUCUGAUCUCCAAGAGAUUGAUCUUGAUUUGUCCCCUCUUACUCUUAAUGUUUUAAAGAGUCAGGAUCCAUGCUUUCCAGAGGAUGAUAACAAUAUUCCUUCCCAAUCUCCAGAAAAUGGUGGUGUUAAAAGGCUAAGUGCUGUUCCUAAUCUUUCCCGUAUGAUAUGGGUUCAGUCUCAAAAGAGCUCAGAAUCUGGGCAAAGUUCUGCCAUUGUUCCAGAUGACAAAGUUUUGUGCAGCUCUGAAAACCAGAGACUUCAGGAACAGUCCACAGUUGGAAGUCGCACGAAGAAGAGCAAAAGGCAAAUCCUACAGACACAAAAGUAUAAGCUUUGUGGUAGAGAGGCUAUGGUGGACAAAACAACUCUGCAAGAAGCAAAAACACAGCCGAGGCCACUACUUCUAAAAACAGAGGACAUUUCAAAACAAGGACCAGUUACUGUGAAUUCUGUUAAUUUAAGGACAGAUAAAGUUAAGAGUGAAGCAGAGGGAUUUCAGAGGACUGAUGUAAAAAGCAGUAGUGGGACUAAAGGCAAAGCCAGAAAAUGUAGAAACAAGAUGGAUAAACCCAGUAUCUCAGUUGAUGACGUGUUCUUUCCGAAGGAUAUGGACAGCAUGGAAAUGGAUGAGACUGAUCGAGAAGUAGAGUAUUUCAAGAGGUUUUGCCUGGAUUCCGCCAAGCAAACACGCCAGAAAGUGGCUGUGAACUGGACUAACUUUAGCCUGAAGAAAGCCACUUCCAGCGUGUCACAGUGAUGCCUCCACUCUUACUACAGUUCCCUCCUGUUUUAAGUCACAGACCUAUAUCACUUAUCCCAUAUAUCUACCCUCUGGUUACCCACUACUCCAUAUUGCAAACUUACAAAGUUGUUUUGUUGGAUUUUAGCAAUGCGUCCACACGGAUUUUUGCUAAAAGCAAAGAUAAUGACCAAAAUAUGUUUUUAAGCCCUUGCCAUCUGGCCCUCACUGCUGAAAUGUCUUUAAUCCCUCUCAGCAUCACUUUCCAGAUUAGGCAUGGCAUAACUGACCUUUGCAUGUCCUCUCAGAAAAAAAACAAAUACAAUGUUUGGAUUGUCUUGGAUCAUUUUCUUUUCACCUCUCAUAAAAAAAAUAGGUCACUGCAUGGAAUAAUUUACCUGAUCAAAUGACGGACAAAAGGAAUUUAAUGUUUGGACACUAAUAUUGAAUGGACUGCAUUAAGUGAUCAGUUCUUAAAUACCCAAGCGACACAGGUCAUUUUACCUUUUGAAUACAGGACAUGACCAUGGAUAAACUACAAAAACGUUGUUGCAGAUAUGAACUGUUGUUUUUUUCUUUUCAGGAUGAAUUUAAUAUAGUUUUUCCUUUGUUUUGGUCUAACAUGGCCUCAUUUUACAUUUUGUAGAUUUAUCUGCGUGUUCACAUAGUUUUUAAUAAACUGGAGAAUGUGCUGUCCAGUGAAAAGAGGGCCAUCCUCACAGCGGGCACUUACGUACUGGGAACCAUUACAGAUUGUACUGCUUACCCUAUCUCUUCAUAAAACCAGGACUGCAGCGGUGGGUAAAACACUCACUUUUAUUCUCUACCUGCUUCUUCAGUCCUGUAAUUUCCACAGUUAACUAAUAAUAUAUUCCUUCAGAACAAGAAGUUGUAAUGUUUGUGCAAAGAGACUGUCCUGUUUCUCUGUGAUUUCAAAAGGACAGAAGGGAACAGAAGCCACAAAUGACUUGCAUGUAUUCCUACAUCCGCAAAUCAUGUCUCUUAUCAAGUGCUUGUAUCGCUCCUGUUUCUCUACUGUGCAUCUUAUAUGAAGUGCUCAAUAAGGUGCAGUGGGGAGGUACUUGAUUGUUUUAACUAAUGCACUCUUUUAAUAGUCCCAUUUCCUCUGCAAUGUGUAUUGCCCUUGCAUCAUUUUAUCAACCAAAACAAUGUAUCUGGCUACAGUAGAGUGAGACAGAAAUAAUGUUGCUUUUUGUUUCUUUUCCUUUUCUUAAUAUAUAUUUUUUUUAAUGGUAUUUUUUAUCUGACAGCUGGUGCUAUGAUCGAAUAAACCGUGGGACUCUGGCCUUGUGGAUAAACAAGUCCAGUUCUCUGGAUUCGACAUUACAUUUUAUUAAUGUUCUGUUCGCCAAGUGUAUAUUGGCAUUGCUGUGUUUUUAUUUACUUUUUAUACUGUGAAAAUCUUUCAGAUAGAAAGAUUAAAUGACAUUUGGACACAGGUAUAAUUGAGUCGUGUCUACUUUUGAAUUUUUUUUUUUUUUUAUGUAUUUACCUUGUCCACAGGAACAAUGUCUGCUGUAAAUAUUUAAGAGGUAUUUUCACCUACCUGCACUGGGUU